Messenger RNA from Funneliformis caledonium, 505 nucleotides. Lineage: Eukaryota; Fungi; Glomeromycota; Glomeromycetes; Glomerales; Glomeraceae. The record is from the annotation of a GenBank genome assembly.
CAAAUGUUUCUCACAUAACAUGUCCGGAUGAUGUUGUGCAUUUGGUUGACCAUCUUUUGUAUUCUCCAAUCGGAAUACACCGAACUCAUCCUGAGCAAGAAAUCAAAGUACAAGAAUUACGAGAACCAUGUGACUUCGAGAAUAAUAAUGAUGAUUCGCCCUUAAAAAAAUAUUCUACUAAAGAAUUUACACAAUCCGACCUUUUCCCUGAAUAUAAUAAACAAGAAGUCUUGUCACAAAAAGAUGAUGUGAUAAAAGCAUUCAUAGAUCAAGUAGAUUUUCAACAGUCGACGUCUAUGGAAGAUUUAUCCGAAAAUCUGAACGGAAAAAUUGAAUUGCGAAAAAGGAAAAGAUCUGUAGUUAAAAAACCUUUAACUCCACAUUUUAAUUCUACAAAUGUUUCAAAUAAAAUUCAAACUAAAUCGGACAAGUCCCCAGCAGCCAAAAAGACGAAGAUACAAGUAUCAAAGUUGAGAGCACCUACUUCCAUCUUACGCAAAUUUAG